AUGUCAGGAUCCCAUGAAAGAACUCCCAACCACGCAGGCACAGUCUUGCGUUUUUACCCUCAAGACGUUUCGGUCACAGAGGACAGCAAAACUCUCCUUGCGAAGGUUGAACAAUGUCUCGUCCCUCAAAUCGUCGAGGAUGGUCCUAAAGACAGCGAAAUGUCCACCGUUGGACCACAUGGAGAAAUAGUUAAAAUUUCCAAGAUUAAAGAUUUAAGAGAUUUGUUUUCUCCUGAAUUUGACAUGUUGCAUACCUUCACAGCAACAAGACUCACUGCAAAUAUGUGGCGCAAUACUUUAGAGUCUUUGACACAAACCUUUGACGAUCCAAAAUUGAAGAACGCUGCUUCAUAUUGGGAUAACAAUCCACACGGUACUCUUACCAUUAGUCCAUACGGUCUCCAGGAUGAGAUGAAUGCCUACUACCAACGUCUCCAGGUGGGGUGUGAGUUAAAGUUUGGUUAUUUUCAGAGCGAGAAAGGCCAGAAGAUUUUUACAUGUCAGACACCUGAUGUUGUGGCUCAUGAAGCGGGACACUAUUCAUUGGAUCGUUUGCGUCCCGAAUUCAUGAAUUCUAAUCAAAUGCAAACACAUGGCCUUCAUGAAGCAUUUGGAGAUAUCUCUGCGUUAAGUUUCGUGUUUGCAGAUGAUGCCAUGGCGAAUGCAUUAAUUAUUACAACCCAUGGCAAUCUUCAUUCAUCCCAAAACUUUGCUGCAAAGCUUGCCGAACAGUUUGGUAUUUCAUUGGGAAUGCAUGGUUAUCUUCGCAAUGCAGAUGCUGAUUAUAAACUUUCUGAUGUUGAAAAUGAAGAACAUGCAUUAUCAGAAGUGUUUACCGGAGCUUAUUACGAUGCACUUGCAAGAGCUUUUAAGGAUGCUACUAAUCAGUACCCCUAUUACCAUCCUGCCAAUUUGUUGCAAGCAGUGAGUGAAUUCGCUCGUGGUCUCCUUUUGCAUACCAUUGUGACAGUCCAAAAAGACGAACCAGAAUUUUCUGACAUUGCCCGUCAUUUGAUAGAGACAGUUAUUCCUCAACAUGGAAAAGUCGCACCUGCAAGAGUCGCCUAUUUGAAAUCUUUGAAUUGGCGUGAAUACUUUGAAAAGGAGUUUACUCGUCGUGAGAUUAAUAUUCCUAGCAAUCUAUUACAACAUAAACCAAAAGAGAAGAUGAAAAAGAAGAGCAUUAUCGAAAUGAGAUCGAAAGAACGAAAAGAGAUUUUAAAAUCAGUAUGUGGUGGUCUCCGUAAAUUCAAGAAAUAG
This is a messenger RNA of Naegleria fowleri, 1260 nucleotides long. RefSeq lists its product as uncharacterized. Lineage: Eukaryota; Heterolobosea; Eutetramitea; Acrasida; Naegleriidae. Bases 1 to 1260 code for a protein of 419 amino acids. The record is from RefSeq and is a predicted model, not a curated record. The transcript has a single exon.